Rhododendron vialii is the source of this 687-nucleotide messenger RNA. RefSeq lists its product as uncharacterized. Gene Ontology annotation, molecular function: protein dimerization activity. Lineage: Eukaryota; Viridiplantae; Streptophyta; Magnoliopsida; Ericales; Ericaceae. The coding region runs from base 52 to 372 and encodes 106 amino acids. The record is from RefSeq and is a predicted model, not a curated record. The transcript is spliced from 2 exons.
UAACAUUUAAUCUGUCAAUAAUGAAAUCAUUUCUUCUUGUGACUUUCUAUCAUGAAUGUUAGUUUCAAUGUUCAUUUUAGGUUUCAUAAUGAUGCUUCAUUUGAGGCAGAUGAGGAAGUGAGAUUGGGAUUGUACACGGUCAUAGAAAGGAUGUAUCCGAGUAUCCAAGCAAGAUUAAAACUUGAUGCCCAAAAGAACAAAUUCCAUAAUGCAGUUGGUAUGUUUGGCAUUGAUAUGGCCGUUAUAACUAGAGAGAAGAAACAACCCGGACUAUGGUGGGAGAGCUAUGGAGGUAGUUGCAAAGAACUCCAAGAGUUAGCCACAAGAGUUCUAUCUCUCACAUGUAGUGCUACCGGGUGUGAAAGAAAUUGAAGUACCUUUCAAUACAUCCAUUCAAAGAAGAGGAACCGGUUAGAAGCACAAAGAUUGAAUGCAUUAGUCUUUGUCAAAUACAAUCUCACUUUAGAGUUGAGGCAAAAGAAACGAGAGGAGAAUGGUGAUGCUUACGAUCCUAUUUGUCUCUCCGAUAUGGAAUCCGACGACGAAUGGAUUACCGAAAGAGAAGAUCCAUGCUUACCGCUAGACCUUUCAUGGAUGGAUAUGAAUGAGUGCUUUGAAGUUAAUGAGGGAGAAACUAGUAGAAAAGGACGUAGAUGUAUAUUUCAUGGGAUGCAAUCUUUAUCUUCU